Molecule: messenger RNA, 927 nt
Organism: Dimorphilus gyrociliatus
Lineage: Eukaryota; Metazoa; Annelida; Polychaeta; Dinophilidae
Source: the annotation of a GenBank genome assembly
AGUUUAUAUUAGCUGUAAAAGCGUGAUCAACUCUUCAUAGCUACACAAAAAAAUCAUGGCGGACGAAGAUAAAAACGUUGAAAAAGAUAAUGAAAAUAAAGGGAAAAAGCAUGAUUCUGGUACGGCUGAUCUCGAGAAGGUUACGGACUUUGAGGAAGAAAAGGAAAUCUCUCCUCAAAGCAUACAAGACGCUAUGAAAAUUGUGGCUGAAAAGCAACGAAAAGUGAAUGAAGAGAAAUUACUCCGAGAAAAGGAAUUAGCUCGAGUCAAAGUUAAUAAGGAAGACGUCGAAUUAAUAAUGAAUGAAAUGGAAAUUUCGCGCCAGCUCGCUGAGAGAAAAUUAAAAGAGCAUAAAAGUGAUUUGGUACCGGCUUUACGAGAUUUGUUAAAUUAACAAUCACCAGGUUGUUUCAUGUUAAAAUUUUAGAUAUCUGUUAAUAUGCCUUAGGAAAGAAGAAGGAAAUAUAUACUACUAUUAAGUCAUUAUCAAAAUGUCAAAACGACUCUUUAGAAUCUAUAUUCUUCUCUUGUCGUAACGCUAUCUUUCCGUCGUUAAUUGCAUGCACAAUGCAUAUUAGCGUUUAUUUAGGAAAAUUGUGCAAAAUUAAAGAUUGAAAAAGGAACUCUGACAAAGAAUUUGAGCUACUACUACUGGUCUCUCCGAGUAAUUAGUUUCAAUGUAACUAUUCGUUGCUAUUUGAACAUCUAAAUUAUUCAUAAUGCUGCAACAGCAAAAAACGAAGAAGAAGAGAGAAUUCCGUUAAUAAUGAUUAUGCAAUAUUGUUGAACGAAAUGCAGGUCAAGAAAAUGAUUUUGGAAGUUAGAUAAAAAAAACAAUCAACAAUUAUUAAAACAUUUAUUCCUAACCCGUAAAAAUGACGUCAUGGUUUAGAAUAAUAGAUUUCUUUUUCUUCUCUUACCUUUCUU